AUGGGGAAGGUGAAGCUGCCAGGCCGCCGCCGCCGCCUAUUCAAGCUUGCCAGCAACACAUCUUCCGACGACGAGCUCGAUGUCGCCUGCAGCUGGGAGGCGGAGGAGCCGGACAUAUUUCUGGACUGCAUAGAUGAUGAAGACGAGGCAGAUCAGGAGGUGGAAAACCACCAUGACACAGACGGCGACGAGGAGGAGGAGCCACCCGACAUAUUUCUGGACUGCAUAGAUGAUGAAGACGAGGUGGAAAACCACCAUGACACCGACGGCGACGAGGAGCAGGUGGAGGUGGAGCCCGCUGACAUACUUCUGGACUGCAUAGAUGAUGAAGACGAUGCCAACCAGGAGGAGGAAAACCACCAUGACACCGACGGUGACGAGGAGGAGGAGGAGAAGGAGCCGGCUGACAUACUUCUGGACUGCAUUGAUGAUGAAGACGAUGCCGACCAGGAGGAGGAAAACCACCAUGACACCGACGGCGACGAGGAGGAGGAGGAGGACUUUGAGAUGGGGGCCGCCGCGGGAAGCGGCAGGCCGCCGUACAGGCUCCCAGCGAGGGUAUACAAGAUGUUGUACGCCCACCAGCGCGAGGGACUCGGCUGGCUCUGGUCGCUGCACUGCAUGGGAACCGGCGGGAUCCUAGGGGACGAGAUGGGACUCGGCAAGAUCAUGCAGGUUUCUGCCUUCUUGGCAGGGUUGUUCCAUUCCGGUUUGAUCAGGAGGGCGCUAGUUGUCGCCCCUAAGACAGUUCUCACUCAUUGGAUUAAGGAGCUUUCGGUUGUCGGCCUCAGCCACAUGAUCUGCGAGUACUAUGGUUCCAACAUGAAUAUUCGUGACAAUGAGCUUCAACAUGCCUUCAAGGAGGGAGGUAUCUUAUUGACAACAUAUGAUAUUGUCCGGAUCAAUUACCAUCUAAUAAGAGGUGACUUCUAUAAUGACACCGGCGACAAGGAGGAGGACUUUUGGAAUUAUGUUGUUCUUGAUGAGGCACAUUAUAUCAAGAACCCCAAUACACAAAGAGCCCAAAUCUUAGUUGAAAUACCUUGUGUCCAUCGGAUUGCCAUUAGUGGAACACCUAUUCAAAAUAACUUGAUGGAAAUGUGGGCGAUUUUCAAUUUUUGUUGCCCGGAAGCCUUGGGUGAUAAGGAAGAGUUCAGAACAAGGUAUCAACGGUCUAUCAGUCGAGGAAAUGACAAGAACGCUAGCAUUCGAGAGAAGCACAUAGGGUCAAAUGCAAGGAAGGAAUUAAGAGAACGGAUAAAGCCAUAUUUCUUGCGACGCAUGAAAAUUAAAGUGUCCCUUGAGACUGGGUUGACAGAUGAUAAAAAGCUUCCAAAGAAGGAUGGGCUAAUUAUCUGGCUGAAAUUAACAGAUUGCCAGAGACGUCUAUAUGAAGUUUUUCUGAACAGUGAGCUAGUUCAAUUUGAAUCGGAAGGAAAUCCCUUGGCUGCUCUAACAGUAUUGAAAAAAAUAUGUGAUCACCCACUGAUAUUAACUCAGGGAGCUGCUGAGGACAUCUUGGAAGGCAUGGAUGGAGAUUUUAGUACUCAGGAUAUAGUGAUGGUUGAAAAAAUGGCCAUGAACCUCGCAGAUAUGGCUCAUGAUGAUGAUGCAGUACAAUUCAGUCAGGAAGUCUCAUGCAAGUUAUCUUUUAUCCUGUCUUUGUUGCCGAAUCUUCUUGAAGAGGGCCACCAUGUUCUGAUAUUUUCUCAGACUCGUAAAAUGCUAAACCUUAUUCAGGAAGCUAUAAUAUUAGAGGGCUACGACUUUUCUCGCAUGGAUGGUGGCAUCACUGAUAUUUCCGAGAGGGAAAGGAUUGUGAAGGAUUUUCAAGAGGGCUAUGGAGGUCAAAUAUUUUUACUGACCACAAAAGUCGGUGGUCUUGGACUUACACUCACCAAGGCAGCUCGUGUCAUACUAGUCGAUCCUGCUUGGAAUCCAAGUACGGAUAAUCAGAGCGUUGAUCGGGUUGAUCGAAUUGGACAGACCAAAGAAGUGCUUGUGUACCGCUUAAUGACCUCUGCAACUGUCGAAGAAAAGAUGUAUAAAUCGCAGGUCCUCAAGGGCGCUUUGUUUAGGGCAGCCACGGAGAAGAAAGAACAGAGACGUUACUUCAGCCAGAGUGAAAUUCAAGAGCUUUUUAGUCUGCCGAAACAAGGUUUUGAUGUUUCUCUUACCCAGAAACAAUUGCAAGAAGAGCAUGGAGAGCAGCUUGAUAUGGACGAGUCGUUGCGGGAGCACAUCCAGUUUCUGGAGAAGCAAGGAAUAGCAGGUGUGAGCCAUCACAGCCUCCUAUUUUCAGAAACAGAAAUCUUGCCGAUGCUGAGUGAGAACGAUGCUCCGGGCAGGGGUGCCCAUGCUAAGCCAAAGGUCGAUUGCUUCAAUGCUAAAACACACUUGGCAGGCAAGAACACAGAUUCAGAUAUCCCCGAAGAAAUCAACCGGCUGUCGGAAACCUUCGCAAGCACGACGCUGGAGCCGAGGCUGCCUCAGUGUGGAGACAGGACACAUGGUUUGGAUGACGAAAAGCUGGUGGUGAUCGCCGAGUCGUCGUCGUCGCCGUCCAAGGAAGUGGUCUGCUAA
This is a messenger RNA of Aegilops tauschii subsp. strangulata, 2583 nucleotides long. Its product is annotated as SNF2 domain-containing protein ENL1-like. The record is from RefSeq and is a predicted model, not a curated record. Lineage: Eukaryota; Viridiplantae; Streptophyta; Magnoliopsida; Poales; Poaceae. Gene Ontology annotation, molecular function: ATP binding; DNA translocase activity.